AUCAAUCUUCCAGCUGGAGUAUUGACAAUAGUCUCACCUUGGACGGAAGAGCCAGUACAAUGUCGGCCACAGAUCCCUGCUUCAGUCCAGGCUCCUGCGCAAUGCGCCUGCAGAACCUAGAUAGUCUCUCAUCGGCCUCAAAAUCCGCCGUCCUACGAUCAAUCGCAGACGAUAUUUCGGCCGUUUUCAUCUGCAUCUCCAAACAACUUUCGUGCGGCACGCUGAGCGCUAGACAUACCAGGCCCAUUCAAGACUUCAUCACCAUUAAAAACACUGAGCGAUUGAAACAACAAAGGCUGCAGCAAGACUUAGGACGCUACCGUCAACGCGAACGACGGUGGCGGGCGGAGAGGAAGUGGAUGCACCGCAAAGUUGAGGGCCUGGUAAAACACUCCGAACAAAUCCACAAGCAAUGGAAGGUGCGGUUGGAGAGGGUGAAAGGUAAUGUCAAUGACGCGACAAGGGAGUUGGCGGCACAGAAGUGGACGUAUGAGUUGUCUCGGUCACAGGCGGAGAGAGAAAAGGCGUUGGGAAGAGAGACAAAUGCGACUCUGGCGGAAACUAAUCGGUAAAGGUGCCUUCCUCCGUACCUCUUUUGUACACAAUUAAGACAGUUGAAUCCACGAGAUCCUUGUCCACAUCCAUUCUGCGUAGGUGGCUGCAGAUAAUGGCUGGUUGUGCGACAAAUUCCACUCUUCGGACUGGAAAAGUGGGAAUGAAGUGGAUGUUGACACCUCAAUAUACAAGGCGAAACCAUUCACAUGUGUGGAUCUUGGCCGAUAGCCAGUUAAGAAUUCGUUGUUAUCAGCAGCGGGACGAGUGGCGACAACCUUAACUAAGCAUCGGGAUCCAUCUUGGAAUGCUUUGAACGUUCCAGAGUCAGCUUUAAUAAUA
Molecule: messenger RNA, 894 nt
Organism: Aspergillus pseudonomiae
Lineage: Eukaryota; Fungi; Ascomycota; Eurotiomycetes; Eurotiales; Aspergillaceae
Exons: 1
Coding region: 60-572 (170 amino acids)
Source: RefSeq, a predicted model, not a curated record